AUGGCCGGGGAACAAGUGGAGAGCCACGGCUCUGGCUCUGGCUAUGCCCACACCUACGCCACCCUCCCCCACAUCGCCCUCGCCAUCCUCACCUACUGGAUCGCCGCCACCGCCUACAGCCUGCUCACCGCGCCCGCCAUCCCCAUCAGCAUACCAUGGAUGGGCUACGGCAAGGGAUGGAUCGCAGCCCUGCGCAACUACCUGGCCGUCAGCCAGAGCAAAGGAUGGAUGCUGGCCGGCUACGACAAGUACAGCCGCCGCGGCGACGCCUUCGUCCUGCCCCCCACCCUCGGCAUGUACCCCGAGGUUGUCGUGCCGCGCAGCAUCAUGCAGUGGAUGUUCGACCAGCCAGACAAUGUCCUCAGCGUCAGUGCUGCCCACUACGACAUCCUGCAGGGCAGCUACUGCUUCGUCAAGCCCAUCAUCCUCAAGGACCCCUACCACGAACACGUCGUCCACCGAAACCUCCUGCGCAACCUGAAUUUCAUCCUCCCAGAAAUUGCACAGGAAGUCCCCAGUGCCGUCACCAACAUCUACGGAACCGACACCGAGCAAUGGAAAACCAUCAACGUCAUGGACUCGUUCAUGGAGAUGAUUCCCGGCAUCACCAACCGCAUGCUGGUCGGCCCAGCUCUGUGCCACAAACGCAAGUACCUCGAUGCCGUCACGGGCUUUACCACCGACGUCGUCCGCGGGCAAGCCUUCAUGCUUAUCGUCCCCAAGGCACUGCACCCCAUUGUUGGCACCCUGAUCAGCCUGCCGGGCAAAUAUCACUACUGGUUGUCAUCUCGUUUCACCUUACCCGUAAUCAAGCAGCGCAUCUCAGACAUCACCAAAAAAGACGCCGGCGACCCAGACUAUAAGGACUGGACAGAGCCCAAGGACUUCUUCACUUGGAUCUAUCGCACCGCACAGGCCGAGGGCCGACACGAUGAGAUGCAGCCAGAACGCAUUGCCAAGCGCAUAUUGCCACUCAACUUUGCAAGCAUCCACACCACUUCGCUCACUGGCUAUGAGGCCAUAGUCGAAAUACUGAAUGCUGGACCAGACGUUGUUCGUCAACUGCGCGAAGAAGUAUAUCGCAUCACGCAAGAAGAAGGCGGCUGCACCAGAGCGGGACUCACCCGCAUGUACCGCCUUGACUCGGCCAUUCGAGAAUCACAGCGCUUGUCACCCAUUGCCCUGACAUUUAACCAUCGCAAGGUCGUGGCAAAAGAGGGCAUAGUCCUCCCAGACGGAACUCAUAUCAAACAAGGAACCAUUAUCUCAUGUCCCUGGAUGUCAAUGGCUAGCGACACGGAAAUUUACGACAAACCUGGCGAGUACGACCCAUUUCGCUACUCGAGACCAAGGGAGGCCUACGAGGCCAUGACUCCAGAGGAGAAAGCAAAGGUAAAUUCACUAAAGCUGAAGCAGGGUGGUAUGGUGACCACCAGUAUCCAACAUCUGGCUUUUGGUCAUGGCAGACAUGCCUGUCCUGGCCGCUUCUUCGUCUCGCAUGAGCUCAAGAUGAUAUUGUCCUAUAUGCUACUGAAUUACGACUUCAAGCCAUUGAGUGAGAAGCCGAAGAAAAUAUGGGUCAUCCGACACCUGAUUCCGCUUCCAGCAAAAAUUGAAGUACGGCGUCGCAAGAGUCCAUGGACACCUGCAGAUGGCUGAUGAGCGACACAAAGAGCAUGUACAUAGGUCUCUUUUUCU
Exserohilum turcica Et28A is the source of this 1698-nucleotide messenger RNA. RefSeq lists its product as uncharacterized. The transcript has 2 exons. Gene Ontology annotation, molecular function: heme binding; monooxygenase activity; iron ion binding. The record is from RefSeq and is a predicted model, not a curated record. Lineage: Eukaryota; Fungi; Ascomycota; Dothideomycetes; Pleosporales; Pleosporaceae. The coding region runs from base 1 to 1659 and encodes 552 amino acids.